Messenger RNA from Puccinia graminis f. sp. tritici CRL 75-36-700-3, 1680 nucleotides. RefSeq lists its product as uncharacterized. The transcript has 2 exons. The record is from RefSeq and is a predicted model, not a curated record. Bases 817 to 1524 code for a protein of 235 amino acids. NCBI's taxonomy places the organism in Eukaryota, Fungi, Basidiomycota, Pucciniomycetes, Pucciniales, Pucciniaceae.
CCUCCAGUUAUAAAUUUGCCAGGGAAACGCCCCAAGCUACCGUGAGGGUCGUUGUUGGUACUAUAAGAUGAAGGCGAUGAUGGUUAUGAGACCGACAGUUCAAUCGAGUGUUGUGUCGUCGUCGUCGUUGAUGCCGAGUGGGUGGGGGUGGCAGUGUUUUUGUUUUUCUCUGUUUUUUUUUUUUUUUUCUUGGGUUUAAACCAGCCGAGAUUAAUGUUUGGGUAGUUAUAAUAUUAAGCUGGCUGCUGCUGCUGUAGGAGAAAUACAGUUGUAAAAGAAAUAGGCUCGCGACUGGAGCGUGGCCUGUUCCGAACACUGAAAUUGUCCUCCAGUCCGACACUCACAGCGUCGUUGGACCCGUGGCCGUGUUUCUCUCCAUCCAACAUUUCACCAGGCUCGCCCAAACCCAAGUACAGUCCCACUACUACUGCUCCUCCUCAGCCCUCCCCAUCCCAACCAGCUUGUUGACGUUGUCCACCCCUCCUAGCUAGUCAAGCCGACGACUCCUCCCUAACGCGAAGGAUACUUUGUCUUUCAAUUUCAAGCAGUCUCUCUCCUCCCACUCCUAUCUCCUGUCUGUCUCCUAUCGUUCGCUUUCGAUCUGUUCUUACCUUUUUAAAUCACCUGGCUCACCAACCGGGGCACAUACAUAGCAGCCUCAGCCCAUCUCACAACAUCUUCUUCUUCAUCCCUGAGCUUACCACCCUCCCUCCCCAGAUCUUUUCCCUUCUACACAACCAGCCAUCGACCUCUUCAGCCCAACCUCAAGCAGUCACAUAUUCAUCCUAUCGAGGGUCACCACCAAUCUCAGCUCAGAUGUCUAGUCAACCGCCACCUCACCUCGAGACGGAUGAUCAAGCUCAACGCCGGCUCAUCAUUGAACGGGUCCUCAAGCGCGUCAGAUUAUCAAAGGCAAAGCGAGCAUUACAGACACGUCUUCGGCUAGCGGGUUUCAAGGCAUCGCACGGGUGGCAGGACGUUUCUUUUGAAAAGAUUGAACCACAGCUCAUGGGGACCUUGAAACAAAAACAAGCGGAACUAGCUCCAUCACGGGUCCGACGGCAAUCAAAUCGUUCAUCUCAGCGUUCUGAACUAUCCCCGCAUCUAUACCCUGGCGACAAUCGUUCUCAGCCCGCGUGGACCACUCCCGAUCACAGACUUCCCAGCUACAUGAAUUCAGAGACUGAUAGCACCCACACAUUUUCACUCCGGACGACGCCCCAAAUGAUUUCUGGAGCAUUCAGCGCGCCACCCUCAACCCAACCUCGAUCACUGAUCCAACCGCCCUCAUACCCCCACACGCCCGAACAAAUCAUCCGCUCAAAAUGGACCAUGUCUCGAAUCCCCAGUCAAACACAUUCCAACACGACUCCCGAAGACGAUGAGCUCAGGGAUCAAACCACAGCCGCCGAAAUGAUGCUCUUCCUGGCCACCGGAUCUCCCUCACCCGACCAUCGAUCCAUCAGCUCAGUCACCCAAAACAGAUGCCUUCAUCCUCAACUCCAACCGCAAUUUCGAACUUAAAAAAAACUCUCUCCGAAUUUGUUUGCAGUAAUUUUUGGAAGAAGAAACACAAAAAAGAAAAACAACAAGAAUGAAAAAAACAGCAGGCUUUCAUUUAUUGCUCCCUUAUUUUUUUUUUUUCCUUUUGUUCUUCUUCUCUUACUCCAUUCUCUCCUA